Esox lucius (northern pike) is the source of this 1548-nucleotide messenger RNA. RefSeq names its product leucine rich repeat containing 69 (gene lrrc69). The transcript has 8 exons. Gene Ontology annotation, molecular function: protein binding. The record is from RefSeq and is a predicted model, not a curated record. Lineage: Eukaryota; Metazoa; Chordata; Actinopteri; Esociformes; Esocidae. Bases 81 to 1118 code for a protein of 345 amino acids.
CAUUGGAUUUUGGUCCGUCGAAAAGCAUCUUGUUUCUAUGGGAACGUGUCCCGGUGUGGGGGCUGUCAGUGUAUCCAACAAUGGCUAACAAUUUAGUAAUCGGAGCUUUGCGGGCUAAGGCAAAAUCGUUUAACUUGAGCUCAAAGAAAAUGCACAACGUUCCCAAAUCCGUUGCCAGAUUAACAAAUGUUUUGAACCUUCAGCUGAGCAAUAACUGCCUCUCAACGCUGCCCAUGGAAUUGCAGUCCUUAAAACACUUGACAGAACUCAAUUUGGGAAACAAUGCCCUGAAGGAGAUUCCGUCUGUACUGAGGUACCUGAACUCCUUGAGAAAACUUUAUUUAUUUGGCAACCACAUUACCCACUUACCACCGGACGUCUUGGAAAAACUUUCAAAACUGGUUCUCCUCAAUCUGAACCACAAUCAGAUUGCUGUCCUGCCGCCGGAGAUCAAAAGUCUUUGUAACCUAGAGACACUCAGUCUCCUGGACAACCAGUUGGUGGAGAUUCCUGUGGAGAUAGGCUUUCUCUCAAAGAUGAUCGAGAUGAAUCUGACCAACAACAGCCUGGUGCGACUGCCAAAACAGAUGUCCAGGCUGACCCAGCUGGCCAGAUUAUACCUGGCCAGGAACAAGCUCACAGAGCUUCCAGAGGGUGUUGUGGCGCUCACUGAACUCAGGGUUUUGGAUGUAGCUGGAAACCGUUUAUCCAUAUUUCCUGUUGAUUUCCAGUAUCUAAAGUUGACCGAGCUCCUCUGUGAAGGAAACCCAUUUGUGAAGUGCAAGCUGAUGGAAUCUGUUCAAGUUCUUGAGGUGCUGUCAUUAAAGGAGCUGGCGGCCCGUCUCAUCUUGGUGGAGGGCAGGAGUAGGUUCUCAAAGGUCCACAAAGCCCUGGUCCACUACCCUGAGCUGGCCCUGAUGCUGUCCGAGUGGGGUCGCUGUGCCCUGUGCCUCCAACCCUUCCUCACCACCUGGCUGGAGUGUGUGGUCUUCAUCAACCUCCGGAAGGAAAUGAAGGUGAGAAGUUCUCACACGACGAUCCCGGUUCGCGUUCUCCUCUGCUCCUACCGGUGUUUCAACCAGACUGGACAUCCGUACUAUGCCAUUGGAUCUUUCUGAAGAGGCGUGUCCAUUAAACGCUCUGUUUUGGGAAUGUCCUUGUCCUUUUACCGGCCUUGUCCUUUUAAUGUGUGUUAUGUGAACAUCCACCAGGGGUCAGCAGAGGACCGUUCCACGAGGCCAGACAAUUAUUCACUUCUUAGACAGUUUCUCAACCUGAAAAUAGUCUGUGGACCGAGAUGAAACUCUAAUCACUGUUCGGUUCUCUUUAAACAGACGUUUUAUUCUUCAUUUUGCUUUCACCAUCGGCAGCUGAACACCAGUGAGAGUAAAGGGGCAUGUCUCCCAUGGGCUUGCUUACUUGGUGGUAGAGCUUGGUGCUUGUGGGGUGUGAUUCCCUCAGUGGACCAGCACGAUAGUGUCUGCAUGCAGUACUGUAAGUCGCUCUGGGUUUCAUUACUAAAAUCUAAAUAAAAAGAAAAGAUAAUGA